Molecule: messenger RNA, 1489 nt
Organism: Odontomachus brunneus
Lineage: Eukaryota; Metazoa; Arthropoda; Insecta; Hymenoptera; Formicidae
Product: odorant receptor 49b-like
Exons: 6
Coding region: 207-1376 (389 amino acids)
Biological process (GO): sensory perception of smell; detection of chemical stimulus involved in sensory perception of smell
Cellular component (GO): plasma membrane
Molecular function (GO): olfactory receptor activity; odorant binding
Source: RefSeq, a predicted model, not a curated record
UUACCCUCAGUGCCGCUAUAUUUUACGCUCAGAAUAAUUAAUGAUCAAUCAAACGCGGUCAGUCGCCCCGCGAGAAGCUCUGCUGCAACCAACUCUCCGAUUUCCAGCGAGAUUUGUCUCGCGACGCACGUUGCGAGCAUACACCGCGUCCGUGUCGAUGUUUCAUAAAUCGGCGACGGAGAGAUUCGUUUCCUAUUACCGCGAUCAUGACGAACACCAACACGGUGUGCUUCUCGAUAAAGUUCGUUCUCCGCAUCUUCGGCAUCUGGCCAGACGCGUCGUGCGUCGUCCUGCGCAGGUUGUUCUGGUCCGCGUUGCUGAUCGUCACGCAGGUCUUUCAGUACACCUACUUUGUACUGCACUUUCACACUGACGACCUGUCGGAUCUCAUGGACAACCUCAGCUGUUCCUUGGCCUACACCUUGCUGUUCAUCAAACUGAUCAUCUUCUGGAUCAAUCAACGGAAGUUCGACGAGAUCCUGACGAUGAUCGCCACCGACUGGAAGGAAUGCGCGAACGAUCCGGUCGGCAUGCACAUAACGACUAGCACAGCCACGAUGUCGUAUCGCGUCGCCAAUGCGAUCAUCGGCUUCCACAUGGUCGCUGUGGUGACUUAUAGCUUCGGCGUGCUCUUGUCCGACGAGAACGGGGACUUUAAUGUGUCGGUCGUGCCCGCACGAGCCCUCAUUAUAAAGAUGGAACUGCCCUUUGACAGCAACAGCUCGCCCAUCUAUGAGCUCGUGAUGGUCGUGCAAUUCUUUCAGCUGAUGUCGAACGCGUGCGCGAUCGACGUGCUGAAUGCUUUACUCUUGACGUUGAUACUUCACGUGGGUGGUCAGAUUGAUAUCUUGCGAGAAUGGUUAACGAAAGUUUUCUCCAAAGGCAGCAUGUAUGAAACGACUAAAGUUACGAUGAAGAGCGUCAUUGGGAAACAUCAAAAGAUCAUCAUGUUCUCGGAAAAUGUCGAGAGUCUCUAUUCUUACAUCGCGCUGAUGCAAUUUGUGUCGAACACCAUGAUUAUUUGUUCCAUAGGCUUCGUCAUCGCUUCUUCGUUGAGCAGUCCAGACGUUUCCACGAUAUUGGUGAAGACCCUGUUGUUUUACAUCGUGAUGAAUCUCGAGGCGUUCAUCUUCUGCUUCGCCGGGGAAUACCUGAGCACUAAGGUCAGCAGUCUGAAUAUCGGGGACGCGGCUUACGGGUCCCUUUGGUAUGACAUGCGCGUAAACGAGAGCCGAGUGAUAACGUUCUUGAUACUGAGGUCCCAGAGGCGAUUAACGAUCACGAUUGGAAAGGUCAUGGAUCUCUCGCUGAGACGUUUCGCUAGCAUCGUAAAGGCGUCGGCGUCCUACGUGUCGGUGCUGCUGGCAAUGUCCUGAAAGAAAGAGAGAAAGAUCGAUCACGAUUAAUUGCAAGAAACCAAGCGUUGCGAACAUCUAGCAGCAAACGAUUAGUCGCGAGAAACCAUGAAUGAUCUUCAGAAGCCAAUCGC